GUACACUGCCAAUGGAUGCAAAGCCGUCCUCUAUCUCACCACUGAUGCUCGUUCAGUAGAGCUUUGUUGUGCUCAGGCGGCAGCCAGCCGGGAGCAACUAGUUUGCGUCCUACACAUCCAUUAUUAUCGGGGAGCAGGACGAUGAAUUGCAAAUUACGGUGAAACGACGGACGGCAGAAUGGACGAUCCGUACGAGAGUGAAGAACUUGUAAGGGUGGAGGAUGGAAAUCGCCCCUCAAGGAAAGGAUUUUUCAUCUUAGAACCGCCGAUUUUCCUUGUAUUAUUCGCACUGAACGUAUCAUCUGCGGUAUUCACUGAUCAGCUGGUAUAUCAAGCGUGCACAGUUUCACUCGGUAUCAACCGCACCGAGUGCGAUAAGCUCGGGAAAGAGUAUGAAUCUCCUGAAGUACAAGCCCUGGAGGCGCGGGUGCAACCCUACUCGGCGGAUAUACUGAUGGCUGAGUCGCUGGCGGAUUCCAUUUUGCCGGCCUUUAUGAAUCUAUUCAUAGGACCGUGGUCGGCUCGGUUCGGCCGGAAACCGGUUCUUCUGUUCACCUUCACCGGCUGUAUGUUGUCUCAUCUGUUCAUAGCUGUGAUUUGUGCUCUGUCGAGCUGGUACCAGCUAGAUCCCUGGUACUACGCCUUAUCAUUUGUGCCUUCUGCGCUGUCUGGUGCUACAUGUACGAUGCUAACGAGUGUGUUUUGCUACAUAGCUGACGUUACCAGCGAGCAGGAGCGUGGGAAUAAGAUGUCCAUUAUGGAGGCAGCGCUGUAUAGCGGGAUGCUUGUAGGAAACAUCAGUAGUAGCUUCAUCCUAAGAGUGACGAAUGCCCUCACGGUGUUUGUCAUUUCGACCAUAUCGGCAAUACUAGCCGUACUCUACAUAGCAUUAUAUAUAGAGGAAAGUGUUCAAAUAACUGCAGAGGACCGACAGGAAUCGUGUUGUUCCAAGUUGGGAUAUCUUUUUCGUCCAAGAAUGGUGCUGGAUACCUUAAAGACCUGCUUCAGUUGGAGAUCCAACUACGGCAGGGCGAUUAUUUUACUGGGAAUUCUUACUCUGGGAGGCAACAUAUUUGCCUUUGAGGCCAACAACACCGUAUUCUUUCUGUUCGUGCGGAAACAGUUCAACUGGGCCGUUAGAAAGUACUCAUACUACGCUUCUGCUGAAACGGUGCUCCUGGUGUUGGGUAACCUAUUGGCGACUUACGUGUUAGAGAGGCUAAUUGGAUUAACCGAGGCUGCCAUUGCCUCGAUUGGAUUUUUCAGCUGGAUGCUAAACAGUAUUGUUAUCGCAGUGGCUUCCGAACCGUGGCAUUUGUACUUGGCAAUCGUGAUUUGCAUGCUCAAAGGUGCCACGGAUCCGAUGACCAGAUCAUUCAUAUCCAAAGGGGCAUCUCCGGAUGACGUAGGGAGCAUAUUUUCGUUCUCGUCGACUUUCGAAGCACUGAUGCCGCUGGGAGCUGCACCGUUGUAUACCAAUGUGUAUAAACAUACCCUUAGUUGGGAUCCUGGAGCAUUUAGUUGGAUCAGUGUUGCAGUGUAUGGUUUAUGCUACUGUUUAACCAUGAGUGUUUGCGUCCUACAGUUCAUGAGGCAUCUUUCAACUUAUCCAUCCAUAGACUGAUAUUCAUAGUUUAUUUUUAUUUUUUGUGUUUUGUGUAAUGUUGUUAAGUUUAUUGAUGCAUGAAGUUGUUAUGGCUUAGGCUACGAAAAUACCUAUGUUCCAAAGUCUUUUUGAAAAUACAGUAUGUAAAUAUAUUAUUUCGAAAGUCA
Aedes albopictus (Asian tiger mosquito) is the source of this 1773-nucleotide messenger RNA. Its product is annotated as probable peptidoglycan muropeptide transporter SLC46. Gene Ontology annotation, biological process: transmembrane transport. Gene Ontology annotation, cellular component: membrane. Lineage: Eukaryota; Metazoa; Arthropoda; Insecta; Diptera; Culicidae. The transcript has 5 exons. Gene Ontology annotation, molecular function: transmembrane transporter activity. The coding region runs from base 179 to 1624 and encodes 481 amino acids. The record is from RefSeq and is a predicted model, not a curated record.